Messenger RNA from Stylophora pistillata, 10045 nucleotides. RefSeq lists its product as uncharacterized. NCBI's taxonomy places the organism in Eukaryota, Metazoa, Cnidaria, Anthozoa, Scleractinia, Pocilloporidae. Gene Ontology annotation, cellular component: chromosome, centromeric region; nucleus; spindle pole. The record is from RefSeq and is a predicted model, not a curated record. Gene Ontology annotation, molecular function: dynein complex binding; microtubule binding. Gene Ontology annotation, biological process: mitotic cell cycle; metaphase chromosome alignment; regulation of G2/M transition of mitotic cell cycle.
GAUUUCUGGCGGGAUUUUCUUAAUCGAGGUGGUGAUUCUCGGGCAGUUUUUCGUAAAACUUUGAGGCUUCCUUGUGCAAUGAGUUGGGCAAAAGAAGAGUGGAAGCAAGAAUUAUCUGCCAAUGCUCUUAAAAAUGUGUACGAGCUUGAGCAAAGAUGUGAAACGUUCCAGAAGGACUGCAAACAAAAGCAGUUUCAAUUGGACAGUUUACAAGCUGCUUUGGCCAAACAGAAGAAACUAACAGAUGACGAGAAGGCAAAUUCUUCUUCUUUAAAGAAAGAAAAUCAUUCCCUGACUGAAUCCAUUCAAGAGUUAGAGCGAAAUCGCGAAAAGACUCUUCACGAUUUGAAUGCAAAGGAAGUGCAGAUUCGUUGCCUUGAUGGGAAACUUGCUCGCUGUCAACAGAUGCUCGAUACUGAAACUGCCAGUAAACUUCGGUUGACAAAUGUUUUGGAUCAUUUGCAGCACGAUCAUAACCAGCUUGUGGAAAAACUUGAAAAACAGACGACGGAUUUAACCAAAUCAAAAGAGGCAAAUAACCAACUGCAGAGACAGCUCGCCGGUCAUAAAGAAAGAGUAAGAGCAUUAGAGAGUCAACUGAAAAGACUGGGAGAAGAACCAAAUGCAAGAGCACAGAAGAGCUCAUCAGGAUCAGAAUCUGAGAUGGAGUGGCAUGCUAGUCAGGAAAACAAGCUAAAGGAAAUAGAAGAAAACCUUCAAAUGGAGAGAGAACAGCGCCAAAAAAUUGAAAAAGAACUGCUUGAACUGAAAUCCAAUUCUUUAAAAGUUAACAAUGAGGUAUCUUUGCCCUCUACUUUAGAAAUAAAAGACUCCACUGUAGAACAAGAGUUAAAGUCUAAAAUCAUUGAACUAGCUUCUGCAACUCAGAAACUAGAAGCAAAGGACUCAGAACUGAGGGAGAAGUUGACAGAGUUGAGUAAAAUGUCAGAAUGCCUUGACAAAAAGGAAAAUGACAUUAAAGAGAUGAGCACAAAACUGUCAGAGAUUUCCACAAUAAAGUCUCAACUGGCAGAAGCAAACACUAACAUAGAUGCCUUAGAAAAAAGGGCAAAGCAAAGAGAGUUGGAUGUGGAAUGUCAGCGCCACAACUCAGAGGCUGUCAUCAAAGGGUUGGGUGAGAAGUUGAAGGCAAGAGAUAAAGAACACAGACAAGAGAUGCAUUCACAGUCACAAGCCAUUGUUGCAUUGGAAAAACGUUACUCUGAUCUUGAGAAGAAAUCAAGUAAUAUACAAAACAAACACGAAAACAGUCAGAAAAUGAUAGAAGCUAAAGAUCACGAGAUUGCUCGGCUUAAAGCAAACCUAAAUGAGUUGGAAAACAAGUUUAAACAGCAGAGUUCUCGCCUUGAUAACAGGUACACAGAAUUAGGGCACACAAUUGCUGACUUGAACAAAUGCAUUGAACAGAUGAAACACACUAUUCAAGAGAAAGAGAACGAUUUGAGUUCUAAAGAGAAUGAAAUUCAAGAGUCACGUGGUGAAGAUAACAAGAAAUUAGUAUCAGCGAUGGAGAAUAUUUCUCUGUUGCAAAAACAGAAGCUGGAUAUAAAAACUGAAAGCCAAAAAGCAUUACAGCAAAUCUCUGUUGAAGUAACUGCAAGGUCGAGAGAACUUGAACUUGAAAGACAAGAAGUAACCAAGUUCAAGGAAAGAGUUCUGUAUUUGGAGAAUGUUGUCGAUGGGAAGGAGAAAGAAAAUAAGAGGAGUGAAGAGUCUUAUAGGAUUCUUUAUGACAAGUUGCAAGCGGCAGAGGUGGACAUGGCCAAUAGCAAGAUGGAGUGGAUAAAAGAAAAAGCUGUUUUGGAGGAGAAAGGAAGAUCUUUACAGGGUGCAAUGGAAGUAAUGAAGAAUGAUUUUAAGGCAAUGCAACAUGACUACAAAAAGGCUUGUGAGCUUGCCGAUAUGAAAUCAGCGGAGGCUACUGAUGUGAUUGAUAAAUUGGAAUCCUCGCAGAAGCAAUGGCGAGAGCUUCAACAAAGGCUGAGUAGAACUGAGGCAGCUCUUGGGGAGAAAGAAAACUCUGUAACUUUGGUGAUGCGGGAAAAAGAUGAAUUGUUAAAGGAAAAACAGCGCAAAGAAGACGAAGCUGAAAGAAAAAAACAAGAGCUAGAUCAACUACUUACUGAAAGAGUGGUAGAAAUUGAGAAAUUAAACGAAGUGUUGGAAUCCACAAACUUGAAGUUGGAAACAAUGAAAGUUAAAUGCAUAGAGAAAGAAGACGAGAUCGAAAAAAUGUCUUUAAAGUUGGGAAAUUCUUUCCAAAUCUCUGAAGAAAGUUUGUCAAACAGCAAAGAAAUACUGAGGAAGAAAGAGAUUCUUUUUCAAGAAAUAUCGGCUAAAUCGGAAUCAAAGGAGAAAGCCCUGAGUGGCUUGCAACAACAACAUACAAAAACUAUAGCAAAACUCAGUGAAUUAGAAAAAAAAUACAGGUUCCUUGAAGAACAAAAGGAGGAAAAUCGGAAAAUCAUUAAAAGCAAGGACGAGGAAAUUGCUUCAGUAUUUAAAGAGAUUGAUCACAUCAAGAGUGACACUGAGAAGAAACUACUUGUAAUGAAAGAACAGUGUAAUACAACCCAAAAUGAGAUUGUGUUUUUGCAAGAGAAGGCAGAAAACUUAGAGAUUUUGCUUCAAAGUAAAGAAGGAGAGUUGAUUGAGAACAAGCAAGAGUUAAAUAGCGCUAAAGAAGAGCUUGUUACUCUCAAGAGGCAUCUUGCAUUAAAGGAGGAAUCAAGCAAGGAAAAUGGAAGAGAAAAUGAAAAAAUGAACAGUGACUUGGAGCAAAUGGCUGUAGUUCUAAAAGCUAAGAAUGUGAAGUUGGAAGAACUUACAGUGAGUCUGGGUAAUCUUCGAUCCGAGUACGAGUCCGUUCUGGAACAAACUGGGCUUGAAUUGGACCAGCUUAAGAAAGAAGAAGAGAGAUUGAAAGAACGCCUUGAACAAGCAAACUCUGUUGCAGAGAGUAAAAAAGAGGAGUUAGAGACUGUUAAUUCUCAGUUAGAAGCUUCAGAAGCCGAAAAAACAGAAUUAAGCUCCAUGCUCGAUGAACUUUGUAAUACUAACUUCAAGUUGGACGAUCAACUCGUAGAGAAGAGAGCACAGCUCGAGCAGUUGUCAGAAAUCGUGAAAAGCAAAGAAGAAGAGCUUUUAAACCAAACUAAAAUCAUUACAAGUCUCGAGAAAGCCAAAGACGAGGAAAAAGGAAGAAGUAAUGAGAAGUGUUCCACUCUUGAGAGCCAGGUAGCGUCAUUGCAAGAAAAGAGCAUUCAUUUGGAAGCCUGUCUUCAGACAAAAAAGGCUGAGAGCGGCAUUGCAACAGAAAAAAUACAACAACUUACUUCUGAAAUCCUUAAUCUCCAAAAUGAGAUUGUAUCAAAAGGGGAGGUGAUUUCAGGAAUGGAGAAAGAGAGGGCAACAUUAAUAGAAACUUUCCAGUUCAAAACAACGGUCCUCGAGAAGAAAGAAAAAGAUUUCAAAGAAGUUUCUGAUAAUCUUGCAAAGUUAAAAGCAAGUGGAAAGUCAACUCAUGAGGUAACACUCGCAGAACUGGAAUCCUUGAAGACAGAAGUUGCUUGUUUAACACAGAAAUUAAACCAAAGCACUGCAGCCAUUACAAUGAAAGAUGAAGAGCUCGAGAGCAUACGGAAACAGAUUCAAGUUGUAGGGGAGGAGAAAGAAGAAUUGGCUAUCAAGACGCAAGAACUACAUAACCAGAAUAGAUCUCUCAGAGCAGAGAUCAUAGAACUUCAAAACUCUGUGCAACAAACCAUUGCAGCUAAUAACAAUAAAGAUAAGGAAAUCGAGGACAUUAGAAAACAACUCCAAAUUCUGGAAGCAGAAAAGGGAGACCUUGGUACCAAGACACAAGAUUUACAUGACAAUAAUACAGCACUAAAGGAAAAGAUCGCAGAACUUCAAAACAGCCUAGAACAAAGUGGUAUAGCUAUUGCAAGGAGGGAUGAAAACCUUGAAAUCAAACAUCAACAACUUCUUUCCACAGAGGAUGAGAAAACAAAGUUGGGUGUCCAUAAAGACGAAAUGCAGAACGCCAAUUUGGCAUUGGCAGAAAAGGUCGAUGAGCUCCAGAGCUGUGUUGCACAGAUGUCUGAUAUGCUGAAAAGUAAAGAUGAAGAGUUGAUGACAAAGACCAAUGAACUUGCUGAAUUAGAGACUUUUGGUAACCAACAAAUCUCGGAGUUAGAAGGAAAGUAUUUAACUCAAGAGGGUAAAAUGAUAGCAUUAGAAGAGAAAUCUAAUCAGUUAAAGGCUUCUGUAGAAAGUAAAAAUGAAGAACUGAGCAGGUCAUUGGCAUUUCAAACAGAAUUAUCUGCUAAACUGCGCUCUUUGGAAGCUUCAAUCGCUGAAAAACAAGAAUUUAUGAAAAGUGCUGAAGAAGAACUGAACAACGUGAAACAGAAGUUCAAGCAACAGCAAGUUGUUAUUGAAGAUAAGGACGUAAAGCUCAGGGAGGUGUCUGCGAGUUUGGAGCAUGAAAAGUGCAGAGGAGAUAAGACCAUAAAAGGUUUACAAUACCAGCUGAAUGAUUCGCAAAAUUCACUCAUUAUGGCGAACGAAAAGUUGGACAAAAUGAAUGUAGUUCUCGAAAUGAAAGACCAAGAUGUGGAAUCAAUGUGUGAACGACUGGAAGCUGCAGAGCAAGAAAAGAAAACUCUUGAGGGUAGACUGUGUGAAUUAGAUAAGCAGUGUGAACUAUUGAGAGGCAAGAAUUCCCAAAUGGUGAUCGACACGGAACAGUUGUCAAACAUACUGAAAAGCAAAGAUGAGCAACUUGCUGAGAAAAGCCAAGAGAUACAGAAGCUCCUCAAGAAAGAAAACACCGAGAGAGUGGCCGAGUUACAGAACCAGAGUGCUGCCCAAUCAGACAAGAUUGCCUCGUUACAAUGCAAAUGCAGCCAGUUGGAGUCUUUUGUGGAAAGUAAACAGACGACACUCGUUGCCUUGGAAUACAAAUUACAUGAACAGAGUGAAAAAAUUGGCCAGCUUCAGGAAUCAAUUGGAAGAGCCACUGAGGAGGCUAAUAAAGAGAGUCAAGAAAAUGAUGCUUUGAAGAUCAAGUUGGAACAGACUGUGACAACUUUUGAACAUAGAGAAAAAGCACUGAAAGAAACUCUGGAAAAGCUGGAGUCUGAGAGAAGCAAGCAGCAAUCUGACUCUGAGACACAUCUCUUAGAAUCAAGAAGUGUUAAGGAAGAUCUAUCGUCACUGUCUGAGAGGCUGAAGAAAAUGAGUGCAGCCGUCGAAGUUAAAGACUUAGAGAUCAUGUCCAUGAUUCAACAGCUAAAAUUUGCAGAAGAAGAGAAGGCAGCUCUCGCAAAUAGAAUGGAUGAAUUGGAUGGCUUGCGUUUAAACUUAGAGGAAAAAAACGCCAGUUUGGAAAACAAACUUGAGCAAUUAUCCUUUGCGCUGAAAACAAACCGGGAUGAACUAAGAGUGAAAAGCGACGAAAUUGACGAAAUUCAGGCAUUAAGUGGAAAGGAAAUUACGGAAGUGAAGGAACAAGAGGCUGCACAGAAAACUGAAUUUUUGCAGUUACAAGAGAGAUGUAGUCAUUUAGAGAUCUGUAUUGAGAGUAAAGAAUCAGAAUUGAAUGACUUACGCUCCAAAGUUGAAGCGUAUAACAACUCAGCUGAAGUGGAAAUCUCAACUCUGAGAGAGCAGAUGGUAACGAGGGAGAGUGAACUGAAAAGUAAAGAGAUUGCAGAGCAAGACCUUAUGAGAAAGCUUGUGCACAAGGAAGACCAGCUUAAGGAAGCAACAAGUAUGGCUCAUGAGCAAAGUGAAAACCUAAAACAAAUAGAGGCUCAGAAGGAAAUGUUACAGAUGGAUCUCGAAGAUAAGGACUCCUUCGUUGAGUCUCUGAACAAAAAGAUUGAAAUGUUGGAGGCAUCAGAGGCACAAUUAAAGGGAAGAAUUACGGAAACAGAACAAGUAAAUGACGAACUAACCAAAGAACUUUCAAUUGUAAUCAAUAAACUUACUGAGAGCAUAUCAAAUGUGGAAAGUAAAGAGAGAAGUAUGGAGCAACUCAAACAAGAUAUCCAAACAUUGGAAUCUCAGUUGCUUACUGAGACAAAGAAUAGUAUGACGAUGUCAGAGGAACUGGGGAAUGUGCAAACAAACCUUAACAACACACUUGUACAGCUUGAACAACAAUCAGCUGAGUUACAUGAACUGAGGGAGAACAAGGUUGUCAAUGAAGACAAAGUUUCCAAACUGCAGAGUCAACUUGAAAAUUUGGCGAAGACUCUCGGAAAAACAGAAAGCGAUAGAAUGGAGGUGGAUGAUCUGUUGAAAGCUGCUGAAAAAAGACUUGAGGAAAACACACUGCAGAUGGAGAAGGAAAGGGAAUCCGUUGUCCUUGAAUGGAGAAAACUUCUGCGAGAAAAAUCGGAAGAGUGUUCUUCUGCGCUUGAACAACUUCAGAAGUCCAGAGAAGAGAUCGACCGAUUGAAAGACGCAGUUAUCCAUCUUGAAAAUCUCUCAACUUCAAAAGACCAGGAGAAAAGGAAGAUAGAAAGUUCCUAUGAAGCCUUUGUUGAGAAAACGCAAAAUAGAGAGCAAGAGUUGCUGAGAGCUUGCAAGGAUCUUGAAGAUGAGAAAUCAUCAUUUCUUGAAAAAGCAAGAGAAUGCCAAGCAGCAAUGGAAGGUCUGAAGCAUGAGUGCAAAAUUUAUCAGCGAGAUUGUAAAAGGGCAUGCGAGCUUGCUGAUUCCAAAGCUCAGGAUUACAGAGAAGUGGUAGAUAAACUUGACGAUUCACAAAAAUAUCUGCAAGAAAUACGCCAGAAACUCUCUCGUGCUGAAAUUGCAUUGAGAGAAUCCAAAGAGGAGGAAAAGCGAGCAAAGAAAGAGAGUACCGAUUUGCUGAGGCAGCAUACUAAACUGAAGGAAGACUUUAAAGCCAGUAUGGAAGAAUUAAAGGAAGAAAUCAGCGAUAAGCAGCAAAGCUUCUCAGAUCUUUCUAGAAGACUGGAAAGUAGUGAAGCCAUGGUUAAAGCUUUGGAAGCCCAAAAGUACGAGUUGGAAGGCAUGCUAAAGCACUCAAAGGAGCAGCUUUCCCACCUUCAAGGAAGGUUGCAGACCAUUUUUACAGAUAGAGAUGAGAAAGAAGCAAUAGCAAGAAAUGGAGAGGAAAGUAACGAGGCUAUUAGAAUUCUCCAAGAACAAGUGCAGUGUUUGGAGGCCAGCAAAUCUAAGCUGAAGUCGGAGCUGGAUAACACGAAGAAUGAAUUGAGUCGACUUCAUGAUGCUUAUAAGAUGAUGGAAGUUGAGCGCACAUCAGCAAUGGCCUUGAAAGAUUCGGAGAUUGAACAAAAGAACGAGUUGUUUAGAGAAAAAGAGCAACUCGAAGAGAAUAUGGCUGAGAAAGCGAAAAAAGAAAUUGACUUCUACAACGACAAAGUUAAAGAGAUGGAAAGUAAUAUCGCUGAUCUUUUGUCCGAGAAGCAGGAACUCCGUUCAGAUGUGGACAAGAAAACUGCAGAAGUGACUCACUUGGCUGAGAAAAACGAUGAACUGGAGCACGCUUGUAGAGAACUGAGACGAGUAAAGGAGAGUAUGGAGGGCAGAGUUGACAGUCAGAGUGGUCAACUGGUAGAGCUAACAAGUGAGAAGAAACGACUUGAGGAAGAAAUGUCUGUUGUUAAAAUGGAGCUUGAAUCAGCAAAAAAACAUUCAGAGGAGAAUAUGAGAAAAUGGGAAGAGGAUCAUAUUCAGAAAAUCAAAGAGUUGGAAAAAUUACAGAACUUGCUCUCUGCAAGAUGCACUCAAGUGGAAAAACUUCAAAGAAGUCUCAACGAUCAAACUGAAGUGUCAGCAUCUCUUAAGGAACAAGUAAGAUCGCUCUCUAAAGAACUGGACUCCGUCAUAACAGAACACGAACAAUGUGAGCGGAAAGACAACAGCGCUAGGAAUUUGCAGGCGCAAAAAUUGGAGCUUGAGAGUCCCAGCUACUGCAAACUUGAGGAAAGGCUUGAAAAAGAAUUGAAAGAAAAGAAAGAAUUGGCAAAUACUGUCAAGGAGAUGAGAGGCAUUCUUGAACAAGAGAAGAAGUUUGUCAAGGAGAAGAAUAAGGAACUGUCUGAAAUGAAGACAUUAUUGCAUCUUUCUGACAAAGAGCAUGAAGAAUCCAUCUAAGACAAGGAGACAAAAUUAGUCGAACUGACGUUUGCUUAUGAAGAUCUUAGGAAAAAGCUUGAUAAAAUGGAAAAGAAUUUCGAAGAUAGGUAUGAGGAGCUAAAGCAAGUUAAAGAACAGCUUAAGCAAACAGAAGAGAGGGGUGAAGAGAUGAAGGAGGAUCAUGACAGAGAGUUGGACCGAGUUAAGUUUGAGUUGCGUGAUGCCAUCAAUGAUUGUAAUCUGCUAAGAGAGGAGAACAAAGAGCUCCAACAGAAAAAUUCUGCAAGCUCAGAUCAUUUUACGUGCGUCAGAGAGAAGAGAAAACUUUUGCAUCAGCUAGAAGAGGCCAAGCUUAGGUCUAAUCAAGCAAAACGCACCCAGGAAAAGAUCCAAAACGAGUUAAUUCAAGCGAACCUUAAAGUUAUAUCUUUUGAAGGUGGAGGAAAUUCGACUGGUUCUGAAGAAACAGAACGACUCAAAGCACAAGUCAGCCAGCUGAAUAGCGAAGUUCAAAGGUGGAAGGCUAUCGCAAAUGAGAAAAAAUCAAGUUGUGAUAGUAAUACCUGUAAAGAUGAAGAGAUUAACAAUCUUAGAGGUGAAGUAUGUAAACUUCAAGCGGAAAUUAAUGAAUGGAAAACCGUUGCAGACGAGAAGAAAGAAAACGCCCAAAAACUUCCGGCCACCAACCCGAAACUUGCAAGCAAGCUGGAAAUACUCCAUCGGGACAGGAACGCUGCAUCAACUUGUACAGACACUCCUGGUACUGGAGAAAGCUCAGAUGGAUUAGGUUUAUCCAAACCUCCCAGAGUGAAUUUAUUUAAAGCAGAUUUUCUUUUAACGCCACUUGCUAAAUCUUUAUCCAACUUGGAUAUCGAGUCCUCUACAGCUGACACGUCACAAGCAGCUGCCACACAAGAAACAUCCUCAGAUACCAAGAAAAGGGCACGAAAAGCGGCAGACAUCAGAAUCGCGAAAAGACCACGUGUAUCCAGCGGUAGUGAAGCAGACCGCCAGACUACCUCCAUAGGGUUGAAAACCCGUAGGGCUGCCAAGAAAGAUGUUCAGCCUUCAUUUGCGAAAGACGGGAAGGAAAAUCCUGAGUUCACUAACGUUCUCCCAUGGGGACAGUUUGCCCCUCCGGAGAUGCCCCUGUCGCCACGGAAGACGAACUCUGUAAAUAUACCCCAGGGUCCAAGGUCAAAGAUCCCUAAACCUGGGAGGAGUCAGUUGCCAAGACCAAACAAUCAAAAGAUGCGUGGUGCCUCAACACAUCAGGUGAGGAGUCGUAAACGGUAGCCUUUGGGGGAGGCGGCAACUGAACCGACAGAAAAUUUUACUACUUGAUGGAAACUGACGCAUUGCUUCGCUCUCGUCUUAUUCCUCAUCGUACCCUUUUGCAUUGCUCAAAGAUAACUUUGUAAAAAGCUUUUUCUUUCUUCAGUUGGUUUUGUAUUAUAUUUUCACUGUUCAGAUUUUAAUCAUGGUUAUAGAAUGUUCCUGCUAAUUUUAAUAGCAGCUUAUAUUGCAAUGAAAAACAAACAGCCAAAUUUGUUGUUAGCUUUCUUGCUUACAGUUUUAAUAUUAAGACUUGCAGCUGGUAAGCUUUUGGUUUUUCUAAAUAAAGUGAUUAAGGAAACUUACGAGAAACUUUUGUCCUCGGCUAAAAAGUAAUUGGAGAAAAGUUAGCAGGUAGAGUAAAGAAUGCGCAUACACUCAGUGACACUCAGCACUGAUACCGCUAUUUGCAUACACAAAUGAUAUUAGUAAUAUUCAUCAUCGUCAUAAUAAUAAUAAUAAUAAUAGUAAUAUUUAUUGAUCUCUCCCCCGAUGGGAGCUUUUCAGGGCUGUUCCGAAAACACGGAGAGCGAAGUCUGAAAAAAAAAAAUUUAAA